This is a messenger RNA of Effrenium voratum, 1144 nucleotides long. The record is from the annotation of a GenBank genome assembly. Lineage: Eukaryota; Dinophyceae; Suessiales; Symbiodiniaceae.
AGCUGGGCUCGAAUGGGAAUCGGAUUUAGCACCUGCCUUUGAAGCCAAUGCAGUCAUUUCGCCUGCUGGCAAGGCGCUCGGCGGGCCUGCAGCCACGGCUGGCAGGAUUCCAAGGAUUCCAACAAUGGGGCGGCUGCGGCAGCUGUGCGCUGCGCGCCAAGGCAACCCUGGCUGCUGAGGAAGCAGCCAAGACUGCCCAGAGCCGCUGGUCCUAUGUAGCCUUUGCGAAGGCGUUUCCCUUCACGAACAACCUCAUCAUCGCAACAAUGAAGACUUCUGCCGCUGAUUUGGUCGCGCAAUGCGUGAUCGAGCGGAAGUCGUUGAAGGAGGUUGAUUGGAAGAGAAACUUGGUCUUCUGCAUGUUCGGCGCGGUCUACCUGGGUGCCUUCCAGUAUUGGUACCAGGUGAAUAUCUUCACGCGGAUGUUCAAGGGAGUCGAGAAGUUCACCACGCAGCCCUUAGCCGCGAAGCUGCGGGACACGGCUGGGCUCAAGGCCCUGGGAGCGCAGACUGCCCUCGACCUGGGCAUGUUGACCUGCGUCUACCUGCCCACCUUCUACGUGUUCAAAGCCAGCGUCUUUAGCGGCACCUGGGACGCCGCCGUUUGGGUGAAGAACGGCAUCGGAAGCUACACAACCAACUGGCAAAAGGACUUCUACGACGUGUUCCGCGUUUGGGGCCCGGCAGACCUCGUUUGCUUCUCGGUGCCCUUGUGGCUCCGCCUGCCCGUGCGCCAUGUGGUCUCCUUUGUGUGGACAGCAUACCUCUCCUUCGCGCGCGGCGCCAACAAAUAGGUGGCCUCAUGCAUGAGUUUUCAUGGGCCGCAGAAAUCGGCCCCUUCCCGUUUUCCACAGUUUUACCUUUCCGUUUUACCCUGUUUUUACGGUUCGACAGGGCUGUCUGAAAAUAGUCAGCAGGAUUGGACAAAGGUGCCAAUGACACUUUCCCGUCCCACGAGCAGAUGCACGUGGUGUGCCGCAGAGCGCGACUGCGAAUGCUGGAAAGGACAAGUUGUGAAGCCUGGUACAGCUGCUGGGUCCCAGGUGUCACGGCGGUAGCCUGAAUCCGGCCAUGUCUCCCCACCAUGAAGCAAUCACGAAUGGCGCAUCAACAGGUCAGGUCGCUCGCACCUCGAAAAGAAACA